Messenger RNA from Paramuricea clavata, 6249 nucleotides. Lineage: Eukaryota; Metazoa; Cnidaria; Anthozoa; Malacalcyonacea; Plexauridae. The record is from the annotation of a GenBank genome assembly.
AUGUUAAAUUCGAAGGUUUUGGUGGUAUUUUUUCUUGUUUCUUGCUGCAGUUUCCAAGCAAAGGCGACAGAUCUAGACAAGCCACCCAAUAUCAUAGUCAUGCUCAUGGAUGAUGUAUGUACUGUCAGUGUAUACUGUGAAAUUGUGAAUAGUUCAAUUAUUACUUUACUAAUAGUUGGUUAACAUUUUCAGUUGUUGCAAUUGUGGAAGAACUCUCAUGUUUGAGACCUGAUAGAUUAGAUUUUAAAAAUGUAGCUAAUGGUAUGCCAGUGAGGUACCCAUAACCAUGGUACCCUAACCAUGCAUGGUACCCUAACCAUGCAUGGUACCAGCAAUGGCAUGUUGGUUGUGCCUGGCUAGCUGAUGACUACAUGGUGUCGAUGGUGAUGAGUGACCACAGUCGGAGCUUCUUAACUGGACAGAUUUGAUGUUUUCUGUAUGUUUACUAAAAAAUAUCAAAUUCGGCAAUUUCAGUCCUCAAUUUAUAUUUAUUCUGCAUUUUAUACUUGGUCUGCAGAUUAUACUGACUGAUUGGCCACCCCACCCACUAAAGAAGUAGUGUCCACCUAUGUCUGAUUGUAUGCCUACAUCUUUUUGUAUUUCCAGAUGGGUUGGGGUGAUCUUGGUAUAUUUGGCAACCCCAGUGGAGGUUCGCCUAAUGUUGAUAAGAUGGGACGUGAUGGCAUGGUACUGACUGAUGCAUAUUCAGCCAAUCCUCUAUGCUCACCCUGUAAGUUCAAAAUACUGAUUCUUGGUUACAGUUUGUAUAAACUUAACCCUUUAAGUGGCAAUGCACCCUGAUGCGCCCUUAACUUUAGGAUUUUAUUACUCUGUCUAACGCCAGAGGGUUUCACUCUGUCUAACACCAGAUGAUUUUACUUGUCAAGUGGAGAGUGUUGCCACUCAAUGGGUUAAUUUAAACAUUGACUUUUUCAACUAUAAUUUGGUUUUCAGCUCGAGCAGCUUUGCUCACUGGCCGACUACCUAUCAGGAAUGGUUUCUAUACUACAAACGCACAUGCUCGCAACGGUAAGUUCUACGCAGCGCUGUGCAUUGUGCUUUUGAAAACUAUGUUGCCUUGGCUAUUGUAGAGCCUUGUUUUGUGAUUGAGAUGUUGACCUUCAACUAAUGUCAUGUACACAAAAGCAAGGCUCUAUAGCUAAAGUGAUGUACUUUCCGGAAGGGUGUAUUCUUUUCUAACACAUUCCUAAUUUUUGUUUCAUUUAGGAUAUACUCCACAAAACAUUGUAGGUGGAAUUCCUGAUGAUGAGAUUUUGCUGCCUGAACUUUUACAAAAAGCUGGUUAUAGAAAUAAGAUUGUGGGGAAGUGGUAUGGAGCUAAUACAUAUUACUUGAUACUAAAAUCAAAUUCUGAUUUUUGUCCUUUUUUGCAAGUCUUUCUAACCAGUGAACAUGACUAUACCAUUAUUAUUUUUAAUGAUUCUUUAAUCAAUUAGUAUUAAUACAUUACUCUGAAUCCAAAAUUGUUGUUGCAAGUUGCAGCAAAAACUGCCUCGCAUAACAUGACCUUGAAACUUUCAUUAUCAUGUUUAGGCAUUUAGGUCAACAGCCACAGUAUCAUCCUCUCAAACAUGGCUUUCACGAAUGGUUUGGUGCUCCUAACUGUCACUUUGGACCGUAUAAUGAUGUUUCAUUCCCUAACAUACCUGUCUACCGCAAUGAAUAUAUGAUAGGAAGGUAUUACAGUACAUAAUUCAUACAAUUCAUGAUAUUUUGAACUUCAGCACUGGGGUUUCCAUGUACCUAUAGAGUAUUGGCACUCGACAAGGGGAGAGUGCUGGCACUCAGACCUUGCAUUCAAUUCUCAAACACACAUGCUCAGUUUGUUGUUAUAUACUACACUGCUCAUAUAAGGACUAACCCUUUAAGUGGCAAUCCACCCUGAUGUGCCCUACUUUAGUAUUUUACUCUGUCUAACGCCAGAUCGAGUAUUUUACUCUGUCUAACACCAGACGAUUUUACUCAUCAAGUGGAGAGUGCUGCCACUCAAUGGGUUAAUUAGGACUAAAACAAGAGUUUUUCAUAUGGUAGUUGAUUGAAGCACUUUUUUCCUUAAGGUAUUAUGAGGACUUUCCUAUUGAUCACAAAACUGGUGAAUCCAACCUAACCCAAAUGUAUAUAGAGGUAUGAACUUCGGCAGAGGUCCAUAAGUUUGAGUUACUAGUCAAUACACAGCCAAAGACCCGCCUAGAGGUUGUGCAGAACCCAGUUAACGUUCCACGGUUUUAUUAACUGAGUUUCACCAUAUAAAAUCUGACACCACAUUAUCAAUGUUUUUGUUUGCACUGCAAUGUAAAUUACUUUUAUGUCUAUCUAUAGGAAGCCCUGAAUUUCAUUUCAAAGGAAGAGCAUCCUUUCUUCCUAUACUGGGCGCCAGAUGCGACUCAUACUCCUCUUUAUGCGUCUAAGGAAUUUCUGCAGAAAAGUUACCGUGGAUUGUAAGUCUCUUGUACAAACUUGUUAUACUACAAUAUUGAGUGUUGCUGCACAGUGGUCAGAGUGCAUUUCACCUCAGUGAUUGAGGUUCGAUUCCUGCGCAUUGUUGAAUUGUAUUAGUUCACCGGCCAUGUCACAUGUGAAAGGAUUGGUCCUUUCAGAGUAUAACUCUAACUCUACCAAACAGCACAGCACAGGUUUUCUGUGGCUAUGCCAGUGCUCGUUUCCAGUUUCCUAAGGGGCUAUUCAUAUGCGCUGGGGCCAGUCCAGCUAACCAGGAUGAAAAUUUUUUCAUGAUCAUAGAAUAUCAUUUGAAUGAACUUUAUACUGGAAUCAAGCUAAACUAUUCCUGUCCACUAUAAAUAAUCUUAGUUUUGUUAAGUUUUUUCCCCUAGUACAGAUUUUAAUAAUUGCAAAAAAAAUUUAUUCUAAUUAUAUUGGGCUAGAGACCAGACCUACUAGAACCUUUACAAGCUUUUUUGUUUAGGCUCCUAAUUGUAGUUCAUAAUGAGGUUAAUUUAAUAUAUUUGCAGUUAAAGAUAAUGAAAAAAGUAAUUUUUGGAAUAUAUGCUAUUUACAAAAGAAGGAUUAAUAAAGCAGGACUAUUGCAAUAAGAGAUACGUUUAAAUAUCAAUAAAAUAUGAAGACUAGUUUAGCAGAUUCUCUUGUCUACUUUUUACAGACACUUAAUGACGAUCUAUUUUUCAAUUGAUAUGCAGAUAUGGUGAUGCAGUAUUGGAACUAGACAGUGGCGUUGGCAGAAUUCUCCAGAAGUUAAUUGAUCUAAAGAUUGACAAUAACACCUUCGUUUUCUUUUCUUCUGACAAUGGAGCAGCUACGUAUUCAAAGAUAACUGGUAAGAUCUGAAGACGUGAGUUAGGGAAACAAAAUUGUUCACAUGGCGUAUAGUUCAUUCACAAAUAGGUACUGUACGUGUAUCUUUUGGGGGGUUUUUCAGGAGGAAUAAAUGGUCCAUUCUUGUGUGGUAAAGAGACGACAUUCGAAGGUGGGAUGAGAGAACCAACGAUUGCAUUGUGGCCAGGAAAAAUCAAACCUGGUCAGGUCAGUGAUAUUGUGGAGGCUGUCCAGAAAACUAAGCUAAGACUUCAAAAAUUGCAGUGGCGCCUAAAUUACUUUGUCAAGUAAAAGUAAAAGUAAAAGUAAUUAACAAUAAAACGACUUGAGUAAGAGUAAAAAGUUCUGGAGGCAAAACGUACUUUAGUAAAAAGUGCAAAUUAUCCUUAAAAAACAUUCAACUUAGAUGUUUAUCAUGCCGCUGAAUAUGUUUGGCAUAAACAUUCAACUUACAUGUUUAUGCCGUUGAAUAUGUUCGCUAUAAAUAUAACUGCACAACAAGAGCUUCGCGAGAACUGAGCUCUACAUGCACUUUAUAAAAUACGUAAAAAACUAGACUUUUCCAAGUUUUCACUCAAAACAGCAACGAAAAUAAAAUGCUUUGGCAUUGCUCAUAUUUUCAGAUGAGUCAACAACCUGUAUCUCUGAUGGACAUAUUCACGACUGUAUUAAAGUUGGCGAAUGUCGAACCACCAUCUGAUCGCAUUAUUGAUGGUAUCAACUUAUUGCCAGUUCUACUUCAGAAGGAACACAUCGAUAGGUUAGUUUCUAGUGUUUUUCCUACAUUAUGGCUUGUGUACAUUAGUCAUUAUGUCUGGUUUCACUAGUAGCAUUACAAAGCAAUUUAAUUCCAAACGACUAGUCAACUUCACUCUUCAAGACCCAGUGAUACGAAGGCCGGAUAGUGAUUUUUUCAAACUUUCUAAAAUUGACAAUUGAGUACUAUAACCAAAAUUAAAGUUUGGUGAUUAUAAAUUAAAGAGCUUUUCAUAUUUAUUGUGAGGCGUUAAAGAUGGUUAAAAAAACCCUUUCCGGUGGAUAGCGCUACCGGUAUCCAUGCCAACCUCCCCAGAACUGUUGACACCAUACAUGCACAAGGCAAUUAGCCUUUUUCCAAAAGAGAUCACAGUGCAUUCUGGGAUAGUUUGGAGGGACAAAAUAUAUGGUGACAGGCGUCAAAUAUGUGAAAGAGUACUAGAAGUAUCUACUAUCAAAUAUCAACUUUUUAGACGACCAAAAAUGAAAUAUCUCCUUUUUACAUUAAACUUUUAAUUUAAAUGUGUGCUGCCAUAUUUCUUGUUCCUCCAACAUGGGAUUCGCGCGACUAGACCCAGGACUUUCGGAAAUGAUUUGCGCGACUAGACCCAGGACUUUGGGAAAUGAUUUGCUCGACUAGACCCAGGACUUUGGGAAAUGGCUAAUUGUAAACUACAAUAAUACCCUCUGAACCCUCUGUAUUUAUUGGCCCACAAAAUCCAAGAUUACUAUACCGUAUACUAUAUAUAUAUAUAUAUGAUGAGAAGAAUUUAAUUAUUUUCUAGUAGAUUAUCUGUUAACAGUUUGUUGACCAGCGUCUUGCCCACGAUGAUGCACAGAGUGCGUAGAAUUAGGGUGGGGUGAUCCAGCUUUUCUUCAAAGUGCUUUUCCUCCAUUAAAAUUCUCUCCGGAUAAAUUCUCCCGCUUUUCGUAUGUUAUCAGGGUGUCCACGGGCCUUGAAAAUCCUGGAAAGUCCUUGAAUUGGAAAAAAAAAUCCAGGACUGGAAAGUCCUUGAAAGUCAACCUCCAGCUGUGCCAACAUUAGUGAUUUUGAUUAAAAUUACUGAAUAAAGUGGGGCAAAUCCGUGCCAUUUGCAAAGAUUUUUCCCAGUUCUAGGUCCUUGAACUCAGUACUGAAAAAGGUCCUCCCUGUGUUAUAAAUAUGCCCAUGAAACAUAGUUCCCUGCAAUUAUUUCCUGCAUCUUUGAAUCUGCAUCCUCGGUUUUAGACCAAUAUUCUACUAUCGUGGGGACGAAAUGAUGGCAGUACGAUACGGCUUACACAAAGCUCAUUAUUGGACAUGGACAAACAGCCUUUCCGAGUAUCAAGAAAAAGUAAGUAAACUAAACUGACUUUUAUACUGGAUAGUUCUGUCUGAGCAAAAACAAAAUGUCAAAAAUACUAAGGAAUCAAUUUUUCAAGGGCGUAGAUUUUUGUCCUGGGGAAUGUGUGACAAACGUCACGACUCAUGAACAAAUGAAUCACACUGCAUCACCGAUAUUGUUUCAUUUGGGAAGAGAUCCCGGGGAGAAAUACCCCAUACGGUAAGUAACACUUUUGCAAUCUCGUACCGAGAGAGAACGUUCUCACUGUUAAACUAAACUAACUUUUUCAGACUGGAUAACCCUUUCAAUGCUUUAUCGUUAAGUACCAGUAAGGGCCAUCCCUCGUCGGCAAAGUAUAAGCUUUUAUUUCGUGUCUUUUUAAACUUAGAAAUGAUAAAGAAGAGUACAAGACUGCUAUGACAACGAUUGAUAAGAUUGUCCAAGAUCAUCAUUCAAAGAUGAAACGAGGAACGCCACAACUGAACAUGUGUGACUCGGCUGUCAUGGUAAGUUCUGCGUCGGCCCUGGUUUGUAUCUGAACUACAUGAAAAGAAUUUCAAAACACUUCGAUAGUUUAAGCGAAGGCCUUUCGUCAGCAACCAAUGCUUGUUAUCCUUAUAUUCUCGCUAUGCCUCCUCUACGUAUAUUACAAAACAGAUAUGCACAACCAGUAUUAAGAAUGCAAGGCAAUCCGGUGUUUUUUUCCGCCUUUUCAAAAAAACAGUAUUACACUAUUACUUUUCUAAGUGUGUUUGUAUAUUCCUUUUAGAACUGGGCACCUCCUGGCUGUGAAAAGAUUGGAAAAUGUUUGAAAAUCCCUCCGUCUGACCCAACACGCUGUGUAUGGCUACAUUGA